Molecule: messenger RNA, 1038 nt
Organism: Trifolium pratense (red clover)
Lineage: Eukaryota; Viridiplantae; Streptophyta; Magnoliopsida; Fabales; Fabaceae
Product: polyubiquitin 11
Exons: 1
Coding region: 242-937 (231 amino acids)
Biological process (GO): modification-dependent protein catabolic process; protein ubiquitination
Cellular component (GO): cytoplasm; nucleus
Molecular function (GO): protein tag activity; ubiquitin protein ligase binding
Source: RefSeq, a predicted model, not a curated record
AUAAGCAUUGACCAAAUACCGCGUCAAGUGGUGGAAUAUUCUAGACCCAUCCAAAGCAAAAUUCCUGGCGUAUCUUCCUCGGUUGAUUGUUCUAGAUUCUUCUAUUAAUUCCUUAUAAAUAAACAACCCUAUUUCCUUCAUUCAUCAUCAAUCUCAAUUCUCAAAAUACAAACUCUAGUUCCAAAAUCAAAUCUCUCUUUUCUUUCUUUCUCUUGUUAAUCAAAUCAAAUUCAUCAUCAUCAUGCAGAUCUUCGUGAAAACCCUAACCGGUAAAACCAUAACCCUAGAGGUUGAAUCCUCCGACACCAUCGACAACGUCAAAGCCAAAAUCCAAGAUAAGGAAGGAAUUCCACCAGACCAACAGCGUCUCAUCUUCGCCGGAAAACAACUCGAAGACGGGCGUACUCUUGCCGAUUAUAACAUCCAAAAAGAAUCCACACUCCAUCUCGUUCUCCGUCUCCGUGGCGGCAUGCAAAUCUUCGUCAAAACCCUAACUGGCAAAACCAUCACACUCGAAGUCGAAUCUUCUGACACAAUCGACAACGUGAAGGCAAAGAUUCAAGAUAAAGAAGGAAUUCCUCCUGAUCAACAACGAUUGAUCUUUGCAGGAAAGCAAUUGGAAGAUGGUAGAACUCUUGCUGAUUAUAAUAUCCAGAAAGAGUCUACGCUUCAUUUGGUUCUUAGGUUACGUGGUGGAAUGCAGAUUUUUGUGAAGACUUUGACGGGGAAGACGAUUACUUUGGAGGUUGAGAGUUCUGAUACUAUUGAUAAUGUGAAGGCCAAGAUUCAAGAUAAGGAAGGUAUUCCGCCGGAUCAGCAACGAUUGAUCUUUGCUGGUAAACAGCUUGAAGAUGGAAGGACUCUUGCUGAUUAUAAUAUUCAGAAAGAAUCUACGCUUCACCUUGUUCUCAGGCUCCGUGGUGGUGGCAAUGUAUAAGUUGAUUGCAUAAGUUUCUCUAUGUUAUGUUUCCUUUGAUAUGAAUGUUUGUUCUGUUAUUUGUUGAAAGUUAAUCAAUAAAAGUUUUAAUUUUCUAUCAA